This is a messenger RNA of Elephantulus edwardii (Cape elephant shrew), 7988 nucleotides long. It is a transcript of the gene APC, whose product is annotated as adenomatous polyposis coli. Gene Ontology annotation, cellular component: cytoplasmic microtubule; catenin complex; beta-catenin destruction complex. Gene Ontology annotation, biological process: negative regulation of canonical Wnt signaling pathway; cell migration; regulation of cell differentiation. The annotation marks the transcript as partial. The record is from RefSeq and is a predicted model, not a curated record. Gene Ontology annotation, molecular function: beta-catenin binding; gamma-catenin binding; microtubule binding. Lineage: Eukaryota; Metazoa; Chordata; Mammalia; Macroscelidea; Macroscelididae. The transcript has 16 exons.
GGAGACGGAAUGGAGGUGCUGCCGGGUUCGGAGAUGGGGUCCAAGGGUAGCCAAGGAUGGCUGCAGCUUCAUAUGAUCAGUUGUUAAAGCAAGUUGAGGCACUGAAGAUGGAAAACUCAAAUCUCCGACAAGAGCUAGAAGAUAAUUCCAAUCAUCUUACAAAACUGGAAACUGAGGCAUCUAACAUGAAGGAAGUACUUAAACAGCUGCAAGGAAGUAUUGAAGAUGAAGCUAUGGCUUCUUCUGGACAGAUUGACCUAUUAGAGCGUCUUAAAGAGCUAAACUUAGAUAGCAGUAAUUUCCCUGGAGUGAAACUACGAUCAAAAAUGUCCCUCCGUUCUUUUGGAAGCCGGGAAGGAUCUGUGUCAAGUCGUUCAGGAGAAUGCAGUCCUGUUCCUAUGAGUUCAUUUCCAAGAAGAGGGUUUGUCAAUGGGAGCAGAGAAAGUACAGGAUAUUUAGAAGAACUUGAGAAAGAAAGAUCAUUACUUCUUGCUGAUCUUGACAAAGAAGAAAAGGAAAAAGACUGGUAUUAUGCUCAGCUUCAAAAUCUCACUAAAAGAAUAGAUAGUCUUCCUUUAACUGAAAAUUUUUCAUUGCAAACAGAUAUGACCAGAAGGCAAUUGGAAUAUGAAGCAAGGCAAAUCAGAGUUGCAAUGGAAGAACAACUAGGUACUUGCCAGGAUAUGGAAAAACGAGCACAGCGAAGAGUUGCCAGAAUUCAGCAAAUAGAGAAGGACAUACUCCGUAUACGACAACUUUUGCAGUGCCAAGCAACAGAAGCAGAGAGGUCAUCUCAGAGCAAGCAUGAAGCAGGGGCUCAUGAAGCCGAGCGACAGAAUGAAGGUCAGGGAGUGGCAGAAAUCAGCAUGGCAACUUCUGGGAGUGGUCAGAGUUCGACUGCACGCAUGGAACAUGACACAGCAAGUGUUUUGAGUUCUAGUAGCACACACUCUGCUCCUCGAAGGCUUACAAGUCAUCUGGGAACCAAGGUGGAAAUGGUGUAUUCAUUGUUGUCAAUGCUUGGUACUCAUGAUAAGGAUGAUAUGUCACGAACUUUGCUAGCUAUGUCUAGCUCCCAAGACAGCUGUAUAUCCAUGCGACAGUCUGGAUGUCUUCCUCUACUCAUCCAGCUUUUACAUGGCAAUGACAAAGACUCUGUAUUGUUGGGAAAUUCCCGGGGCAGUAAAGAGGCUCGGGCCAGGGCCAGUGCAGCACUCCACAACAUCAUUCACUCACAGCCUGAUGACAAGAGAGGCAGGCGUGAAAUCCGAGUCCUUCAUCUUUUGGAACAGAUACGCGCUUACUGUGAAACCUGUUGGGAGUGGCAGGAAGCCCAUGAACAAGGCAUGGACCAGGACAAAAAUCCAAUGCCAGCUCCUGUUGAGCAUCAGAUCUGUCCUGCUGUGUGUGUUCUAAUGAAACUUUCAUUUGAUGAAGAACAUAGGCAUGCAAUGAAUGAACUUGGGGGACUACAGGCCAUUGCAGAAUUAUUGCAGGUGGACUGUGAAAUGUAUGGGCUUACUAAUGACCACUACAGUAUUACAUUGAGACGAUAUGCUGGAAUGGCUUUGACAAACUUAACUUUUGGAGAUGUAGCCAACAAGGCUACUCUGUGCUCUAUGAAGGGCUGCAUGAGGGCACUUGUGGCUCAACUUAAAUCUGAAAGUGAAGACUUACAGCAGGUUAUUGCAAGUGUUUUGAGAAAUUUGUCUUGGCGAGCAGAUGUUAAUAGUAAAAAAACAUUGCGUGAAGUUGGAAGUGUGAAAGCAUUAAUGGAAUGUGCUUUGGAAGUUAAAAAGGAAUCAACUCUCAAAAGUGUCCUGAGUGCCUUAUGGAAUUUGUCAGCACACUGCACUGAGAAUAAAGCUGACAUAUGUGCUGUGGAUGGUGCACUUGCAUUUUUGGUUGGCACUCUUACUUACCGGAGUCAGACAAAUACCUUAGCCAUUAUUGAAAGUGGAGGUGGGAUACUGCGCAACGUGUCCAGCUUGAUAGCGACCAAUGAGGACCACAGACAAAUUCUAAGAGAGAACAACUGCCUACAAACUUUAUUACAACACUUGAAAUCUCACAGUUUGACUAUAGUCAGUAAUGCAUGUGGAACCUUGUGGAAUCUCUCAGCAAGAAAUCCUAAAGACCAAGAAGCAUUAUGGGACAUGGGGGCAGUUAGCAUGCUCAAGAACCUCAUUCAUUCAAAGCACAAAAUGAUUGCAAUGGGAAGUGCUGCAGCUCUAAGGAAUCUCAUGGCAAAUAGACCUGCUAAGUAUAAGGAUGCCAAUAUCAUGUCUCCUGGUUCAAGUCUGCCAUCUCUUCAUGUUAGGAAACAGAAAGCCCUCGAAGCGGAAUUGGAUGCUCAGCAUUUGUCAGAAACAUUUGACAACAUAGACAAUUUAAGCCCCAAGGCUUCUCAUCGUACUAAACAGAGACACAAGCAAAAUCUGUAUGGUGACUAUAGUUUUGACACCAAUCGGCAUGAAGAUAAUAAGUCAGACAAUUUUAAUGCUGGAAAUGUGACUGUCCUUUCACCGUAUUUAAACACUACAGUGUUGCCUAGCUCUUCUUCAUCACGAGGGAGCUUAGAUAGUUCUCGUUCUGAAAAAGAUAGAAGUUUGGAGAGAGAGCGAGGACUUGGUCUAGGCAGCUACCAUCCAGCAACAGAAAACGCAGGACCCUCUUCAAAGCGCAGUUUACAGAUCUCCACUACUGCCCAGAUUGCCAAAGUCAUGGAGGAAGUGUCAGCCAUUCAUGCCCCACCAGAAGACAGAAGUGGGUCUACUACUGAAUUACACUGUGUAACAGAUGAGAGGAAUGCACUGAGAAGAAGUUCUGCUUCCCAUACACACUCAAACAGCUACAGCUUUCCUAAGUCGGAAACGUCAAACAGGACCUGUCCUAUGCCUUAUGCCAAAUUGGAAUAUAAGAGAUCUUCAAAUGAUAGUUUAAAUAGUGUGAGUAGCAGUGAUGGUUACGGGAAAAGAGGUCAGAUGAAACCUUCAAUUGAAUCCUAUUCUGAAGACGAUGAAAGUAAAUUUUGCAGUUAUGGUCAAUAUCCAGCCGACCUAGCCCAUAAAAUCCAUAGUGCAAAUCAUAUGGAUGACAAUGAUGGGGAACUCGAUACACCAAUAAAUUAUAGUCUUAAAUAUUCAGAUGAGCAGUUGAACUCUGGAAGGCAAAGUCCCUCACAGAAUGAAAGAUGGGCAAGGCACAAACACAUAAUAGAAGAUGAAAUCAAACAAAACGAACACCGGCAGGCAAGGAGCCAGAGCAGCACUUUCCCCACAUAUAAUGAGAGCACUGACGAGAAUCACCUCAAGUUCCAGCCACAUUUUGGACAGCAAGAGUGUGUGUCCCCAUAUAGGUCAAGGGGACCCAGUGGUUCGGAAACUAAUCGAGUGGGUUCUAAUCAUGGAAUCAAUCAAAAUGUAAACCAGUCUCUGUGUCAGGAAGAUGAUUAUGAAGAUGAUAAGCCAACCAACUACAGUGAACGUUAUUCUGAGGAAGACCAACAUGAAGAAGAGGAGAGACCAACAAAUUACAGCAUAAAAUAUGAUGAUGAAAAACAUCAUGUGGAUCAGCCAAUUGAUUAUAGUUUAAAAUACGCCACAGAUGUCCCAUCCUCACAAAAGCCAUCCUUUCCCUUCUCAAAGAGUCCGUCUGGACAAAGUACUAAAACUGAACACAUCUCUUCAAGCAGUGAGAAUACAACCACACCUUCAUCUAAUGCCAAAAGGCAGAAUCAGCUUCAUCCAAGUGCGGCACAAAACCCGAGUGCUCAGACUCAAAAAGCUGCCUCUUGCAAAGUUUCCUCUAUCAACCAAGAAACAAUUCAGACUUACUGUGUAGAAGAUACCCCUAUAUGUUUUUCAAGGUGUAGUUCAUUAUCGUCUUUGUCAUCAGCAGAGGAUGAAAUAGGAUGUGAUCAGACAACACAGAAAACGGAUUCUGCUGAUACUUUACAGAUAGCAGAACUAAAAGAAAACAGUACAACCAGAUCAGCUGAGGAUCCAGUGAGUGAAGUCCCAGCAGUACCUCAGCACGUGAAAACCAAACCCAACCGAAUCCAGACUUCAGCUUUAUCUUCUUCAGAACCAGCCAGGCACAAGGCUGUUGAAUUUUCUUCUGGGGCCAAAUCUCCAUCAAAAAGUGGUGCUCAGACACCUAAAAGUCCACCUGAGCACUAUGUUGAGGAGACUCCACUGAUGUUCAGCAGAUGCACUUCUGUCAGUUCACUUGACAGUUUUGAGAGUCGCUCAUUUGCUAGCUCUGUUCAGAGUGAACCCUGCAGUGGAAUGAUAAGUGGCAUUAUUAGCCCCAGUGACCUUCCAGAUAGCCCUGGACAAACCAUGCCGCCAAGCAGAAGUAAAACCCCACCGCCACCUCCUCCUCAGACAGUUCCGACUAAACGAGAGGCAUCUAAAAAUAAAGUCCCAAACACUGAAAAGAAAGAGAGUGGGCCGAAGCAAGCUGCUGUAAACGCUGCCGUUCAGAGGGUCCAGGUUCUCCAAGAUGCUGAUACCUUAUUACACUUUGCCACGGAAAGUACUCCAGAUGGAUUUUCAUGUUCCUCUAGCUUGAGUGCUCUGAGCCUCGAUGAACCGUUUAUACAGAAAGAUGUAGAAUUACGAAUAAUGCCUCCAGUUCAGGAAAAUGACAAUGGAAAUGAAACAGAAUGUGAGCAGCCUGAAGAAUCAAAUGAACACCAAGAAAAAGAGGCAGAAAAAUCUGUUGACUCUGAAAAAGAUCUAUUAGAUGAUUCAGAUGAUGAUGAUAUAGAAAUACUAGAAGAAUGUAUCAUUUCUGCCAUGCCAAGAAAAUCAUCUCACAAAGCCAGAAAGGCGGCCCCGGCUGCUUCCAAAGUGCCUCCCCCUGUGGCCAGGAAGCCAAGUCAGCUGCCCGUGUACAAACUCCCACCGUCACAGAACAGGGUCCAGGCACACAAGCAUGUGAUGCCCCGGGUUUAUUGUGUAGACGGGACACCUAUUAACUUCUCCACAGCUACAGCUCUAAGUGAUCGAGCAAUAGACUCUCCUCCACAUGAAUUAACUGGCCAAGGGGUUCGAGCAGGGGCCCAGCCAGUUGAAUUUGAAAAACGAGAUACCAUUCCCACAGAAGGCAGAAGUACAGAUGAGGUUCCGAGGGGGAAAACUUCAUCUAUGACUAUACCUGAAUUGGAUGACAAUAAGACAGAGGAAAAUGAUAUUCUUGCAGAAUGCAUUAAUUCUGCUAUGCCUAAAGGGAAAAGUCACAAGCCAUUCCGUGUGAAAAAGAUAAUAGACCAGGUCCAGCAAGCCUCAGCAUCUGCAGCCAACAAAAACCAGUCAGAAGGCAAGAAAAAGAAACCGACAUCUCCAGUAAAACCUAUGCCACAGAAUACUGAAUAUAGGACACGUGUAAGAAAAAAUGCAGAUGCAAAAAACAGUGUAAAUGCUGAAAGAACUUUCUCAGACAACAAAGAUUCAAAGAAACAGAAUUUUAAAAAUAAUCCCAAAGACUUCAACGAUAAGCUGCCAAAUAAUGAAGAUCGAGUCAGAGGAAGUUUUACUUUUGAUUCACCUCAUCAUUAUACACCAAUUGAAGGAACUCCUUACUGCUUUUCAAGAAAUGAUUCUUUGAGCUCUCUAGAUUUCGAUGAUGAUGAUGUUGACCUUUCCAGGGAAAAGGCUGAAUUAAGAAAGGGGAAAGAAAAUAAGGACUCAGAAGCUAAAGUUAACAACCACACAGAACUAACCUCAAACCAGCAAUCAGCUAAUAAGACACAGGCUGUCCCGAAGCCUCCAGUUAACAGAGGUCAACCUAAACCCGUCCUGCACAAGCAGUCCACUUUCCCUCAGUCAUCCAAAGACAUGCCCGACAGAGUGGCAGCCACUGAUGAAAAAUUACAGAAUUUUGCUAUUGAAAAUACCCCAGUUUGCUUUUCUCGGAAUUCGUCUCUGAGUUCUCUCAGUGACAUUGACCAAGAAAACAACAACAGCAAAGAAAAUGAGCCUAUCAAAGAGACUGAGCGCCCUGACUCACAAGGAGAGACCAGCAAACCUCAGGCAUCAGGUUAUGCGCCGAAGUCAUUUCAUGUUGAGGAUACCCCUGUUUGUUUCUCAAGAAACAGUUCUCUCAGUUCUCUUAGUAUUGAUUCUGAAGAUGACCUUUUACAGGAAUGUAUAAGUUCUGCAAUGCCAAAAAAGAAAAAGCCUUCAAGAUUCAAGAGUGAUAAUGAAAAGCAUAGCCCCAGAAAUAUGGGUGGUAUACUAGCAGAAGAUUUGACGCUUGAUUUGAAAGAUAUUCAGAGACCAGACUCAGAACAUGGUUUAUCCCCUGAUUCAGAAAACUUUGAUUGGAAAGCUAUCCAAGAAGGUGCAAAUUCCAUUGUGAGCAGCUUACAUCAAGCUGCUGCUGCUGCCUGUCUCUCCAGACAAGCUUCAUCUGACUCAGAUUCUAUCCUUUCCCUGAAAUCUGGAAUCUCUCUGGGGUCACCAUUUCAUCUUACACCUGAUCAAGAGGAAAAACCUUUUACAGGUAAUAAAGGCCCUCGAAUUUUAAAGCCUGGAGAGAAGAGUACUUUGGAAGCGAAAAAGAUAGAAUCUGAAAAUAAAGGAAUCAAAGGAGGGAAGAAAGUUUAUAAGAGUCUGAUUACUGGAAAAGUUCGAUCUAAUUCAGAAGUUUUAAGCCAAAUGAAACCCCUUCAAGCAAACAUGCCUUCAAUUUCUCGAGGCAGGACAAUGAUUCAUAUUCCAGGAGUUCGAAAUAGCUCAUCAAGUACAAGUCCCGUUUCUAAAAAAGGCCCACCCCUUAAGACUCCAGCUUCCAAAAGUCCAAGUGAAAGUCAGACAGCCACUACUUCACCCAGAGGAACCAAGCCGUCAGUAAAGUCAGAAUUAAGCCCUGUUAGCAGGCCAGCUCCCCAGCCAGGUGGAUCCAAUAAAGGAUCUUCUCGAUCAGGAUCUAGAGAUUCCACGCCUUCAAGACCUGCCCAGCAGCCCCUGAGUAGACCUAUGCAGUCACCAGGGCGAAACUCAAUUUCUCCUGGUAGAAAUGGUAUCAGUCCUCCAAAUAAAUUAUCUCAACUGCCAAGGACAUCAUCCCCUAGUACUGCUUCAACUAAAUCCUCAGGUUCUGGGAAAAUGCCAUAUACAUCCCCAGGUAGACAAAUGAGCCAACAGAACCUUACCAAACAAACCAGCUUCUCCAAGAAUGGCAGUAGCAUUCCAAGAAGUGAGUCUGCCUCCAAAGGGCUAAAUCAGAUGAGUAAUAGCAAUGGAUCUAAUAAAAAGGUAGAACUUUCUAGAAUGUCUUCAACUAAAUCUAGUGGAAGUGAAUCUGAUAGAUCAGAGAGACCUGUAUUAGUAUGUCAGUCAACUUUCAUCAAAGAAGCUCCAAGCCCAACCCUCCGGAGAAAAUUGGAGGAAUCUGCUUCAUUUGAAUCUCUUUCUCCAUCUUCUAGACCAAAUUCUCCCACUAGGUCCCAGGCACAGACUCCAGUUUUAAGUCCUUCUCUUCCUGAUAUGUCUUUAUCCACACAUUCGUCUGUUCAGCCUGGUGGAUGGCGAAAACUCCCACCUAAUCUUAGCCCUACUAUAGAGUACAAUGAUGGGAGACCAGCAAAGCGCCAUGAUAUAGCACGGUCCCAUUCUGAAAGUCCUUCCAGACUUCCCAUCAACAGGUCAGGAACUUGGAAACGUGAACACAGCAAACAUUCAUCAUCCCUUCCUCGAGUAAGCACUUGGAGAAGAACAGGAAGCUCAUCCUCAAUUCUUUCCGCUUCAUCAGAGUCCAGUGAAAAGGCAAAAAGUGAGGAUGAAAAACACGUGAACUCUGUUUCAACAACCAAACAAACUAAAGAAAAUCAAGUACCUACGAAAGGGACUUGGAGAAAAAUAAAAGAAAGUGACAUCUCUCCCACAAAUUGUACUCAGAUCACUUCCUCAGGUGCUACUAAUGGUGCUGAAUCAAAGACUCUAAUUUAUCAAAUGGCACCUGCUGUUUCUAAAACAGAA